GGGCCAUGUGGAGCACGGCGGCUCUGCGCCCCCUUGGCAGGCUGCGGCCCGGCGCCGCGCCUCCGCCGCCCCCAGGGUUACAGCCCCCAAAUCACGGUUUUGAACGAAAGUAUAAGGCCUUGUGUCACGGGAAACUGCCAGCACACGAACCGCAGAAUCGGGGGUUGGAGAGGACACGAGACGUGCUUCCCUGCCGCUUAGGAAGUAAGCAAGCAAAAGGCAGGCGGUGGGCCAAAACUUACCCAGUUUUAGAUGGACGCAUCCUGUCCGUGCAUCGACACGUGUUUGAAGAAAAUGUAAGGAACAGUGAGGCUGUUAUUAAAAGAUACUCGGAGUUGCUAGAGACAGUCAGUAAAGGAGGGGGAGAAAAUGCCAUCUUGCAUCAUACUCAGAGAAACAAGAAGCUGUUUGUUCGUGACCGCCUGAAGUUGCUCCUCGAUGAUGAGUCUUUCCUGGAGCUGUCCCCGCUGGCAGGCCUGGAGCUGCCCUACGGCCACAUCCCUGCCGCAGGCUGCCUGACUGGAAUUGGCAAAAUCUGUGGGGUCUGGUGUGUCUUCAUGGCAAAUGAUGCAACUGUGAAAGGAGGAACUGUUUAUCCAAUUGGAGUGAAGAAACAAUUAAGAGCUCAAGAAAUAGCCAUGCAGAACAGACUGCUCUCUGUGUACCUUGUUGACAGCGGGGGAGCAUUCCUGCCACUACAGUCAGAGCUGUUUCCUGACAAGUCGCACGGUGGCAGGAUUUUCUACAACGAAGCGAUAAUGUCUGCCAUGAGGAUCCCUCAGGUGGCAGUGGUGUGUGGCUCCUGCGUAGCCGGAGGUGCCUAUGUGCCAACCAUGGCAGAAGAAGCUGUGAUUGUAGAUAAAAUCGGUACGCUCUUCCUGGCUGGCCCUCCGCUGGUAAAAGCUGCUACAGGAGAGUUUGUCUCUCCUGAGGACCUAGGAGGAGCUAAACUUCACUCUGAGGUCAGUGGCUGUAGUGACCAUUUUGCGUCUUCAGAAAAGGAAGCUUAUGAAUGUAUUCGAAAUGUUAUCUCCACGUUAAAUUACGACCCACUGCCAGAGGAGGUCACAGAGCAUGACAGUCCUCUGUACAGUUCUGAUGAGCUCCUGGGCCUGGCCCCGCGAGAUUACAGGUGUUCUCUUCCUGUAAAGCUGAUUCUGAGCCGUCUGAUGGAUGGAAGUAGAUUCCAGGAAUUCAAGGCCAAUUACGGAACAACAUUAGUAACGGGCUUCGGCCACGUGCAAGGGCACUUGGUGGGGAUAGUGGCUAACAAUGGCGAGCUGACUCAUGAUGCUUCUCUCAAGGGCAGCCACUUCGUACAGCUGUGCAGCCAGCGGAGCAUUCCCAUUCUCUUUUUCCAAAAUACUGCUCCACAUACGGCAGAGCCAACGAGCAUCUCACAGGCAGAGGCUCAGUCCCACAGAUUAAAAGCCCAGGCCUCCAUGAUGGCUGCUGUGGCCUGUGCUGCCGUUCCGAAAAUCACCGUUGUGCUUGGUGGCUGCUAUGGGAGCGAAAGUUACGUUAUGUGCGGGAGAUCGUUCAGUCCAAACUUUCUGUUCUUGUGGCCUAACGCAAGAGUUGCCCUUGUGGAUUCGAGACAUUUCUCCACAGUCCCACGAGCUGGGGACAACAACUGUACAGGAGCUGAAUCAGAGCUAAAACAUCUGAAAGAAAAGCUCGAGGAAGAAAGCAGUGCCUUUUAUUCCUCCGCCAGACUCUGGGAUGAUGGUGUAAUUCUACCUCAAGAUACUAGAAAGGUGAUUGCACAGUGCUUAGAGAUUGUAGAACAGCAGAAGUACCAGGUCGUGUCUCCGUGUCAGUAUCCCAUCAUCAGGAUGUAACAGCAGACGCUUUCAAGUGAUCAGCCUUUCAAAGUUAGUAUGGGCACUACAAAUCCUCAAUGUCAGUGAUUUUCUAAUUCGUUGAUACCAUUAAAAAUGUUAAACCACUACGGACAAACAAGCAGCCUGGAUUUUACGUCUAUUAACAAUAAGUUUGUAUUUUGAACUAUAGCCUCUUACUACCCAAGUUGAAAAUAUGUUUUGUGAAAAGGAAGGAUUAAGCUGAAAGUCUGGACGACUCUAAGGAAGCAAAUUCAUCCCAGGUGGUAACAAUUGAUUGAUUAUUAUUUUUUUUUUUAAAUAUUCAUAUUUUAGCCAGAAAGCCAGAACUGCGCUUGAACAAAAGAAACAGGGAAGAAAGGACACACAAGCUAGGGUGUGCAGUUUUCAGCCUCAGAAAAGGCCGAAAUGCUGCCUGGCACAGCACCCUGGGGCUGCCAGUCCUGAGUUCCAAGGCCAGAUGGGAAGCUGCAUUCCGAUUGCUCUGAGGAUACUAAAGAAGUGACCAGGAGGGGAUUUAAAUCCAUAAUACUUCAGAUGAGGCUAAAAGUGACCUUUCCUCAACACAUGUAACAGAGCACAGAGGCUGUUCCAUGUAGCAUUACCACGUGUACAAGUACUGAGUUUACACUGUGCUGUUUCAUACACCUUUGACUCUGCUGCGAAGUUUAAUUUUGUAAUUUUAAUUAAAACAAAAUUAAAU
Messenger RNA from Athene cunicularia (burrowing owl), 2544 nucleotides. RefSeq names its product methylcrotonoyl-CoA carboxylase beta chain, mitochondrial-like. The transcript is spliced from 12 exons. Gene Ontology annotation, cellular component: mitochondrion; methylcrotonoyl-CoA carboxylase complex. Lineage: Eukaryota; Metazoa; Chordata; Aves; Strigiformes; Strigidae. Bases 6 to 1841 code for a protein of 611 amino acids. The record is from RefSeq and is a predicted model, not a curated record. Gene Ontology annotation, molecular function: methylcrotonoyl-CoA carboxylase activity. Gene Ontology annotation, biological process: L-leucine catabolic process.